CUCUGCUGCUUAUGUGGAUAAAUGCGAUCAGGCUCUGAAAGUGUAAAGGGACAAUCAAUAUUCAGUUUUGUUAAAACAUCCUCAACAAGCAAAAGGAUGGGAUAAAGUUCCUUCGUUUUGGGACUCACAUGUUCUCUCAGCUCCAAAAGGACACUACGUGGAACUGAACUUUACCAUGCGCAGCUACUGGUGGGUUCGACGACCGUGUCUGCAGGACUACUAUCUUGAGAUCCGUGACGGCAAUAAUCAGUCAGCCAACGUUCUUGGUGUAUUCUGUGGAGAUCACAAGGCUGCUGUAGUGCGAUCCAGUGAAGGAUACUUGUGGUUAAGAUUUUUCCCUUCUCGCAGACAUGAUUUUAGUGCAUACUACACUGGCAGAUCCUUCAAUCAAACAGCGACACCUACCAUGACCCAAGUACCCAAGACACAGACUGUAAUUUUUAACAGAACCUCCAACCUGUGGUGCCCGGUGGAAGGUGCGCCAGCUCCAUACAUUGUAUGGAGAAAAAAUGGUGUUGUUGUUCAAAAUAGUACCAGCGUAAGAUAUCAGCUUGUAGCUGCAGAGAAGAAUGUGAAUUACAGCUGUGAGGUACGAAGAGAUAAUAACGUAUCAAGGAGCGAAAUUAGCCUCAACAUUGAAGAGUGCCCAGGCCCUUGUGAUUGCCACAUUUUGAAGGGAACAUACAAUCUGUUGCGUGUGAGCUGUACAGGAAAAGAAUUGAUGUCGUUUCCGUGGAAAAUUCCCCUUACCACAGCGACGUUGGACCUGAGUAACAACCAGCUGAACGACUUGCCAAAAGACAUUUUCAGCAACAAUACUCACCUGAGUUGGCUGAACUUGGGCCAAAACAAGCUUAAAAAGUUACCGCAAGACAUUUUCAGUAACUAUACCAAGCUGAAGGCACUGCUGUUGAACAACAACCAGUUGAACCAAUUACCAUCAGGCAUUUUCAGUAACUAUACCCAGAUGGAGUUGCUGUGGUUAGACAACAACCACUUGAAGGAAUUAUCACCAGACAUUUUUGAUAAAAACUUCUUGUUGCGGGACCUGUAA
Pocillopora verrucosa is the source of this 1054-nucleotide messenger RNA. NCBI's taxonomy places the organism in Eukaryota, Metazoa, Cnidaria, Anthozoa, Scleractinia, Pocilloporidae. The record is from RefSeq and is a predicted model, not a curated record.